AUGCCAGAAUCACGCUCCACGGAACCACUUGUAUGGAUCGACUGCGAAAUGACCGGUCUAGACACUUCAAAAGACACAAUCAUGUCCAUAGCCUGCUUCAUAACCGACCACGAACUAAACCUACUUGACCCAAACGGCUACGAAGCAAUAAUCUCCCACACCGAAACCCAACUCGGCACCAUGGGAGAAUGGUGUAAAUCCCACCACGGCUCCUCAGGCCUCACAGACGCCUGUCUCACCUCCUCAACAACCGCCGAAACCGCAGCUACCGAAUUGCUCUCCUACAUCCAGAAAUUCGCCCCGGAACGCAAGAAGGCGCUGCUGGCGGGCAAUACUGUACACGCGGAUCAAAGGUUUUUGAGGCAGGAGCCUUGGAGGAAGGUGGUGAGUCAUUUGCAUCAUAGGAUUCUGGAUGUGAGUUCUAUAAAAGAGGCGGCGAGGAGGUGGGCGAGUGAAGAGGUUAUCAAGAAGAGUCCGCAGAAGAUGGGGAAACAUGAGGCUAAGGCGGAUAUCUUGGAGAGUAUUGAGGAGGCGAGGUUUUAUAAGAGGGUGUUUUUUGACAAGGCGGUUUUGGAGUGA
Molecule: messenger RNA, 579 nt
Organism: Pseudocercospora fijiensis CIRAD86
Lineage: Eukaryota; Fungi; Ascomycota; Dothideomycetes; Mycosphaerellales; Mycosphaerellaceae
Exons: 1
Coding region: 1-579 (192 amino acids)
Cellular component (GO): mitochondrion
Molecular function (GO): 3'-5'-RNA exonuclease activity; nucleic acid binding
Source: RefSeq, a predicted model, not a curated record